Molecule: messenger RNA, 4655 nt
Organism: Gavialis gangeticus (Gharial)
Lineage: Eukaryota; Metazoa; Chordata; Crocodylia; Gavialidae
Gene: ZNF609
Product: zinc finger protein 609
Exons: 10
Coding region: 217-4461 (1414 amino acids)
Biological process (GO): regulation of transcription by RNA polymerase II
Cellular component (GO): nucleus
Source: RefSeq, a predicted model, not a curated record
UGGCGGCUUUUGAAAGCUGUUAGUGACUCCAGUGCUGCGUGCAGCGUUCUCCUGAUUCUGCACUUUCUCUGCCAUUGAAAUGAGAGCAAUGAUGCCGUCACCUGGGCAGACCUGGAGCAUUGGAGCCCUGAGGACAUAGUGCAGCUGCUGCCUUGGAUCCAGAAGGCAUUGGGCAGGGAAGAGCCUUGAAUCUUGAGGUGGGCUGUUAACUCUAAGAUGUCCUUGAGCAGCGGAGCUUCCGGAGGGAAAGGAGUGGAUGCGAACCCAGUUGAGACGUACGACAGUGGGGAUGAGUGGGACAUUGGAGUAGGGAAUCUCAUCAUUGACCUGGACGCUGACUUGGAGAAGGAUCAGCAGAAAUUGGAGAUGUCGGGCUCCAAAGAGGUGGGGCUGCCAGCGCCCAAUGCUGUGGCCACAUUGCCAGAUAACAUCAAGUUUGUGACCCCAGUGCCAGGCCCGCAAGCCAAGGAGGGCAAGUCCAAAUCCAAGAGGAGUAAGAGUGCCAAGGACAGUGGCAAGCCUGCCCCAGGAACCUCCCUGUUCACUCCCAGUGAGGGAAGCAGUGGCAAGAAGGAGGUUCAGGGACGCUCUGGGGAUGGUGCGAACUCUGGUAGCUUGGUGGCUGCCAUCACCCCAAAGGGCUCGGAGAAAUCGGCCAAGACAUCCCGUAGCGUGGCCGGCUCCAAGAAGGAGAAGGAGGGCAGCUCGUCUAAGAGCAAGAAGGAAAGAAGUGAGGGGGCAGGGGCUCCGUCGGAGAAGGAGCCUAGCGUGCUCCAGCCUCUCGCUCUGGCUGUGAGGGUGGGACAAUAUGAUGGGGGCCAGGGGGCAGAACCUGCUGCUGCCGAGCAGCUUGGGAGUAUAGCUAUUGACACAGGAGCAGCACUCAAUCCCUUGGGAGUUAAACCAGAGCUGGAAGAUGGGGACAGUGAAUGCCGGCAGCUGAAAAAGGUCAAAUCAGAGAAGAUGGAGUCUCCGGUCUCCACCCCCGCGGUACUGCCACUGCACCUCCUUGUCCCUGUUGUCAAUAACGACAUCUCCUCCCCAUGUGAGCAGAUCAUGGUACGCACCCGCUCGGUGGGGGUGAACACAUGUGACGUAGCAUUGGCUACUGAGCCAGAAUGUCUGGGCCCCUGUGAACCCGGGACCAGCGUCAACCUGGAGGGCAUUGUCUGGCAGGAAACGGAAGAUGGUAUGUUGGUGGUGAACGUGACCUGGAGGAAUAAGACAUACGUGGGGACACUGCUGGACUGCACACAGCAUGACUGGGCGCCCCCCCGGUUCUGCGACUCUCCCACCAGUGACCUGGAGAUGCGGAAUGGCCGGGGCAGAGGGAAGCGCAUGCGUCCUAACAGCAACACGCCUGUGAAUGAGACUGCCACUGCCUCGGACAGCAAAGGGACCAGCAGCAGCAGCAAGACCCGGGCAGGGGCCAACAGCAAAGGGCGCCGGGGCAGCCAGAACUCCUCAGACCACCGUACCCCGCCCAGCGGUGCUGGUGAGGAUGUGAAGGCCAGCCCCUCCUCAGUGACCAAGAGGAAAAGCAAGCCCCUCUCUGACAUGGAGCUGAACUCCAGCUCCGAGGACUCCAAAGGGAGCAAACGCAUUCGCACCAACUCGAUGGGCUCGGCUGCCGUGCCCCCGGCUGGGGUCAAGGUGGAGCCUGCUGUCCUGGACAGGAAUUGUCCCUCCCCUAUCCUUAUUGACUGCCCCCACCCAAACUGUAACAAGAAAUACAAGCACAUCAACGGACUCAAGUACCACCAGGCGCACGCGCACACAGAUGAUGAUAGCAAGCUGGAGGCAGAUGUGGACAGUGAGUAUGGCGAGGAGCCUUCCCUUCACACGGACAUUGGGAGCUGCAAUGGGGCUCCUAUCUCACAGAAGGGUUCUCUCUCGCCAGCUCGAUCAGCCACCCCCAAAGUCCGGCUGAUAGAACCCCACAGCCCUUCUCCAUCCAGCAAGUUCAGCACCAAGGUCCCCUGCAAGAAGAAGCUGGGAGGGGAAGGAGACACAGAUCCUGGGGCCCUGUCCAACGAUGGCUCUGAGGAUGGCCCCUCGGUGGCCGAUGAGACAAGUAACGAUGGCUUCGACUCACUGGAGAAGAGGUGUGUUGAAAAGGACAAGUCAAAGAAGCCAGUCAGCACAAAGCCAGAGAAGAUCCCUUCUAAAAGCUUAAAGUCUGCCAGACCCAUCGCCCCUGCCAUUCCCCCCCAGCAGAUCUACACCUUCCAGACAGCCACCUUCACUGCGGCAAGCCCUGGUGCCUCCACUGGCUUGACCACUACUGUGGUCCAGGCCAUGCCUAACAGCCCCCAGCUCAAACCCAUCCAGCCAAAGCCAACAGUCAUGGGAGAACCAUUCACAGUCAACCCUUCCCUGACUCCUUCCAAGGAUAAGAAGAAAAAGGACAAGAAAAAGAAAGAGUCCAAGGAAGUUGAAAACCCCCUGACUCCUGGGAAGGUCUGCAGGGCAGAGGAAGGAAAGAGCCCCUUCAGGGGGGAAUCCAGUGACCUAGGGACCAAAAGCGAGGGGCUUCUGAAUGGUUCAUCUGACCCCCACCAGAGCCGGCUUGCCAGUAUCAAGGCUGAGGCAGAUAAAAUCUACAGUUUCACGGACAAUGCUCCAAGCCCAUCCAUUGGAGGCACAAGCAGACUGGAGAAUGCCAACCCGGCCCAGCCUAUGACGCCACUGCAUGUUGUCACCCAGAAUGGGGCUGAGGCCAGCUCAGUGAAAACCAACAGCCCAGCCUAUUCAGACAUCUCGGAUGCAGGAGAAGAUGGGGAGGGUAAAUUGGAGAGUGUGAAGGCUAAGGACCCUGAGCAGCUGAUAAAAGAAGGUGCAAAGAAAGCACUCUUUCCUGCCCAGACCCAGAGCAAGGACUCCCCGUACUACCAGGGUUUUGAAACCUACUACUCCCCAGGCUACCCCCAGUCGAGCCCUGGGCCCAUGAACCCCAGCAGUCAGGUGGCAGCAGAGACGCAGUCCCUAAAGAUGAAAAAGGAUGAGGAGCAAGAGAGCCCUGAGGUGAAGGUGAAGAGUGAAGGCAGUGAAGAGAAGAAGACGGAGCUGAGCAGCUCUAGCCAGCAGCCCUCUGUCAUCCAACAACGACCCAACAUGUACAUGCAGUCCCUCUACUACAACCAGUAUGCCUACGUGCCCCCCUAUGGCUACAGUGACCAGGGCUACCAUGCCCACCUGCUGAGCACCAACCCGGCUUACCGCCAGCAGUAUGAAGAGCAGCAGAAGCAGAGGCAGAACCUGGAGCAGCAGCAGCAGCAGCGAGGGCUGGAGAAGAAAGCAGAGCUCAGCAUGAAGGAGAGAGAGGUGGCCCUCAAGGAGGAGUGGAAGCAAAAGCCCUCUGUCCCGCCAACCCUCACCAAAGCCCCCAGCCUCACAGAUCUGGUGAAAUCUGGGCUGAGCAAGACCAAGGAGCAGGGGGCUGCUGACACGGCCAAGUCCGUGAUCAUUCCCAAGCUGGAGGACUCCAAGCUGCCCAGUCAGGUGGCAGAGGGACUCAAGGUGAAGCUAAGUGAGGCUGGCCACCUGGGGAAGGAGGCCACAGAGACAAAAGCUGGCUCUGAGUGCAGCCGGCAGGCGGAGGUGGACCCUGUUCUCUGGUACAGACAGGAAACAGAGCCCCGGAUGUGGACCUAUGUUUAUCCCGCCAAGUACUCGGACAUCAAGACUGAGGACGAGCGGUGGAAGGAGGAGAGGGACAGGAAGUUGAAAGAAGAGAGGAGCCGAAGCAAAGAGGCCAUCCCCAAGGAGGAUGGGAAGGAGAGCACAAGCUCCGAGUGCAAGCUAACGCCCACUGAGGAGUCCCGCAUGGUGGGGAAGGAUCCCCGGCCCAGCGUCCAUGUUCCCGUGUCCUCCCCCCUCACCCAGCACCAGUCCUACAUCCCCUACAUGCACGGCUACUCCUACAGCCAGUCCUAUGACCCCAACCACCCCAGCUACCGGGGCAUGCCGACGGUCAUGAUGCAGAACUACCCAGGAUCGUACCUGCCCUCCAGCUACUCCUUCUCCCCCUAUGGGAGCAAGGCCUCUGGGAGCGACGACAGCGACAAGUCUCGAGCCAGCCCCAGCGUGAGCUGCAAAUCCAGCUCGGAGUCCAAGGCCCUGGACAUCCUGCAGCAGCAUGCCAGCCACUACAAGAGCAAGUCCCCCACGAUAAGCGAGAAGACGUCUCAGGAGCGAGAGCUCAGUGGCUGUGGGGUGGUGGGGGGAGGCGGAGGCUGCAGCACUGUCGGGGCAGCGGGAGGCGGGGAGAGGAGCGUGGACCGACCCCGGACCUCCCCUUCCCAACGCCUCAUGUCAACGCAUCACCACCACCACCACCUAGGGUACUCGCUGCUGCCAGCACAGUACAACCUGCCCUAUGCAACAGGUCUCUCUUCUACAGCCAUUGUUGCCAGCCAGCAGGGCUCCACCCCCUCCUUAUACCCACCUCCCCGGAGGUGAGAACGGACAUGAUGUGGUCGGAUAUCCUAGGCUGCCCCAAGUCAUGUGACUGGCUCACAUGAGGAAGCGCUGCAAAUUCCAUUAGACAUCAGUUGAAUGGUGUUAAUUGUUCUGUUUGACGUUCCUGCCAUAAUCUGAGGCAGACUCUGUCUUCUCCCCUGUCGGACACGUGCUGAAUUCCCCCCCCCCCCCCC